UGCAGAGGAGUCCGGGGGGAUGAAUCGGGACGCGUUGGCACUGGAGCGAAGGAUUCUCUCAGGUAAUCUACGAGAUCUAUAGCCCGCCGCAGCGAAUGGAGGAGGACGUGGCGGAUUACGAGGUGGAGCUGAGCGAUGGCGACGACGUGGACGACGAUGGCGGCGAGACGGACAUUGACGAGCUGGAGAAGCGGAUAUGGAUGGACAAGCUCCGCCUCAAGCGCGCCAAGGAGCAGCUCAAGGCCAGGGGCGCCGGCGGCGGCAAGGAUCGGGCCAAGCAGAAGCAAUCGCCCGAGCAAGCGCGGCGCAAGAAGAUGGCUCGAGCACAGGAUGGGAUCCUCAAGUACAUGCUCAAGAUGGUGGAGGUUUGCCACGCGCAGGGAUUCGUCUAUGGGAUCGUCCCCGAGAAGGGCAAACCCGUGAGUGGCUCCUCGGAUAAUCUCCGGGCGUGGUGGAAGGACAAGGUGAGAUUCGACAAGAACGCGCCAGUGGCGAUUGGGAAGUUCCAGGCUGAGAACUCCGGCGAAGACAGCGGCAGGGAUUCUUCCAGGAGGAAGAACUGGAGCACGGCUAGGGCAUUGCAGGAGCUCCAGGACACGACGCUGGGAUCGCUCCUCUCGGCUCUAAUGCAGCACUGCGAUCCUCCGCAAAGGAAAUACCCGCUGGAGAAGCUGGUUCCUCCGCCGUGGUGGCCGACUGGGAACGAGGAGUGGUGGUCAGAGAUUGGGUCGCAGGUGAGAGGAGCCAAGGACGUGCCGCCGCCGUAUAAGAAGCCUCACGAUCUCAAGAAGGCCUGGAAGGUUGGAGUGCUGCUGGCGGUGAUCAAGCACUUGUCGCCGGACAUCGCCAAGAUCAGGACGCUGGUGAGGAGCUCCAAGUGCCUCCAGGACAAGAUGACUGCCAAGGAGAGCGCGACUUGGAUCGCGGUGCUAGCUCACGAGGAGUCGCUGGUGGUGUCCUCGUCAACUUCCAACGCCGCCACCACCACCACCACCACCAAGGUCAGCAACGUUUGCAACUCAGGCAGCAGCUCUAGCAAUGACAGAGCUCGAUCACAGCCUGCGGGGACUACUUCCAGCGAUGACGAUCCAGCUCCUCCACCGAGUUCUAAGCAGCCCAAGAACAAGAACAAGUCUAAGCAAGCGAAGAAGGUCGCUAGUGCUAGUGUGACGCCACCGCCGCCACCGCCGCCACCGCCGCCACCGCCGCCACCAGUUCGUCCCGGAAGCUCGGAAGUUAGUGCCAUGGACGAGGAGGAAGAGGAUCCACCACAGCAACGAGUGGAAACCGGACGAAGAUCUCGGGAGAAGAGACCGAUCGCCGAGCCGCGUAUAGAGCCGGAGGAGAGAAGCUUUCGGUGCCGCUACGAGCAGUGCUUCCACCACGAUCUGGGGAACGCAUUCAAGGACUACAACUCGAGGAACAACCACGAAGGAAGCUGCAGCUACAGGCCAGUGGCGGAGGCUGGAAAUGGUUUGAUCCAAUCGGGAGUGGCUCCUUACAACCAGGUGGCGAUGGUGGCGGCGGUAGCGGCGGCUCCUCCAGGCGGUGGUGGCAAGGGACUAUUCCAGCCGACGCCGCCUCUCGUGGUGGAAGCUUGGGGCUAUCCAGCUGCUGCGAUGGGAUCGAACUUUAGCGUGUUCCAGCAGCAGGGCCGCAGCCUGGAUCUAAACGAGCAAGAACAGCGACAAGAUCGUCACCACCACCACCUAGAACAGCCGCAGGAGCAACUAGAUCGUCCUGGAGAGCAGGGAGAUCAAGGCUCAAGGCCCGAAGAAGAGCGCGAUCGCCAUCGUCACGAUCACCACCAUGAGCGGCAGCAAAGUGGAGGAUUGGCGGACCCCUUCUAUCUCAACGAGCUCGCGAUGGAGGAGGAGAGAAACGAUGGGCAGCACCAUGAAUUUGGAGCUCCCGGAGAGGAGGAAGUCCACUCCGACUAUGGAUUCCCAGCUGGAGAAUACGAUCUCGCGCUGGGCAGCCCCGAGCCCAUCAUGGGAGGCUUCGAGUUCCUCGAUUCCAACGAUAUCUGGUACUUUGGAGCUUAGAAGCAUUCAAACUCCAGGAAAGAUUCCUUUGGCAUAUGUUUAUUUUGUUAUAUAGAACUUUAGGGUU
Molecule: messenger RNA, 2112 nt
Organism: Selaginella moellendorffii
Lineage: Eukaryota; Viridiplantae; Streptophyta; Lycopodiopsida; Selaginellales; Selaginellaceae
Product: ETHYLENE INSENSITIVE 3-like 1 protein
Exons: 1
Coding region: 96-2045 (649 amino acids)
Cellular component (GO): nucleus
Molecular function (GO): DNA-binding transcription factor activity; DNA binding
Source: RefSeq, a predicted model, not a curated record